Ostertagia ostertagi is the source of this 939-nucleotide messenger RNA. Lineage: Eukaryota; Metazoa; Nematoda; Chromadorea; Rhabditida; Trichostrongylidae. The record is from the annotation of a GenBank genome assembly.
AUGUUGAUGAUCCUAGGAUUCCCAAUGCAACUAGUUAAUUUAGAAUUUCCAUGUUAUCCUCCAUGUGCCUCGAUGGAAUGGAAAAUAUUGUCAACCUACCUCCGAACUUCACAAGGAUUGAAGAUAUCACUUGAGUUCAGCAAGAAAACGGAGAUUCUCGUAGAAGUACGCAAAAUGGACAUCACGGACGUAUUGUCAUUCGUUGGAGGUGGAACUUCGCUUUUCCUUGGCUGUAGUUGUGUGACCCUAAUGGAAACGUUCGUAUUUCUACUCAAACUCGUGCUACAAUCAAUCAAUAAGGAAUCAUAUGAGGGAAUCGGUGUAGCUAAUGAGUCGGAAGUUGAUGAUAUUGUUACCGCUUCGAGAUACUCUCAACCCUUAAUUUCGGAUACACAUAUUCCACAGAGGAUCCCAUCAAGAAUCGACGUGAAUGAGGAAGAUGUUAUCGUACCCACUAGCAUGCAGGCGUCACCGCAUAAAUCGAUUCAUUGUGUUCGUUUCUUACAUUCAGUGGAGGAUGACGAAAACGAUACGCAUCGGCGGCAUUACAGACCUCGUCCACCCUCUCUAUCAGAGUUGAAAUUCAGCAGCACAUUCAACGAAAUGGAUACGCACAACAUCGAACGUUCUCUGAAAAAUCUUCCGUUGAGUCAAAGGCUUACUUUUGACGGCAACAUGGAACGUCGUCGCCUGAAGCGACAAAGCGCGGUCGAUAUUCCAGAUGACAAACUUGACCAAUACCUUAGCGAUCCAAGUGGCAAGCAUUCGAUUUGUGACGAUUUCGAUCGAAAACACCCAGCUCGGGUUAAAAUUCGUCGAAUUUCAAGUGUGACGUCACGUGGCUCGGCGUCUAGCUCUCGUGCCAAUGUGCAUAUCGUUGAGCACCAACGUCGUCAUAGUCAAAUAUUCAACAAAUUCAUGACAAUGAAUGAUUUUUAA